AAGAACAGGUAUCGCACCGACCGUUCGAGAAAAGAGCCCUCGGAAACCGAUCAAAAUCUAACAAAAACAAGAAUAAAGGAGGACGCUUCUCACACCCGCCCAAAGAAAAAAUCAAAGGGUAACGUACCAGCACCAGGCACUACGCACCAGGGCAUGGAAGUAACGAAGCAAACAGGACAAAGAGGCGGCAGAUGGGCAGACAGCCAGAUGUGCAAAAAACACAGGCAACAGCAAAGCGAGAUCACGGUACCCAACACAGCAGAGUAGGCAGGGAGGGAGGUCAUGAAAAAGAAAAACACAGAAACACAGCACAGAGGCCGAAGGCAAUACAAAGGACAUGGAAAAGGAGUAUAGCAUACAGCAGGGAGGGAAACAGGGCGCAACAGCAUCAGCCGGGUACAUAUGUCGCCACAAGUGCUGCCUCGGCCGCCCUACUCGCUUCUACAGCAGUGCCCGGUCGCCGUUUCUUCCCCCCCAACGCCGCUUCCCCGGCUCUCUUUCUCUUUGGUCCUGAGAUGGCCGCACUCUCUGCUUCUGCUUCCCGCGCGCGCUGGCGCUUCGCGGACGCUUCCGCCUCCUGCCUGUGCCAUUUCCUCAUGAACCAUGCCGCCCCGUCCUCGACCUUCUUGUACCACACCGCCGGGUCCUUGGCGCUCUCUUUCCGUUCACCCCCUUCCUUUUCGUCUCCCAUGUUGAAGGCCACGAGGUCCUCUCCUAGACGAGACACCCAGUCGCUCUCCUGCCCGCCCCGGUAUCCCAUGCCCCCCGCCAUCGCUCCUUGCAGCAUGCGCUUGGGGAGGCGGCUGUCCUCCAUGCGCAUAAUAAAGCCCACGAGACACAGUCUCCGUUUGCGCACGGUGGCCUCGAUGGUUUCCUCGCAGCCUGCCUGGAUGAGGGCCUGGGCAUAG
This is a messenger RNA of Ectocarpus sp. CCAP 1310/34, 908 nucleotides long. NCBI's taxonomy places the organism in Eukaryota, Phaeophyceae, Ectocarpales, Ectocarpaceae. The record is from the annotation of a GenBank genome assembly.